GCUACAUGGAUGAGAGCCCACAUUCAAGUGGAUCAAGUGUUUCACGACACUCCUUUAAUUACUCACCAGGACCAACAAGCAUUGCACACAGGAUGAGAGCUUCCACUGCUAGUGAACCUGGUAGCCCAACCUUGGAAGAUGCAAUCUUGAUGGGGUGUCAGGACUCUGCUCCAUUUCCCCAUGAAGUGAGCUCGAGCAAAGCUGGCGAUAUCACAGCCAUUGCUGAUCUCGUGAGCUCACUGAACCUAGGUGCCAAUGCUAGUGCUAACAAUCAAGGAAAUCACCCAACAGUCGGUGUAACUCGUCAAGGUCCACUUCUUAAUGUAAAUCAGCAACAGCUGUUGCCAAAUGCUGCACUUUUCAAUCUACAACAGCAACACCAAGUGGGUAAUGUAAGCCAGCUGCAAGCAAACUUUAAUAAUAAUUCUAGCAUCAACCCACAAAAUGCUUUGUCACAGGUACCACAAGGUGUAGACUUGACAAGCCUAGCUCAGCUUCAAAAUGCUUGGUUAACAUCCCAGUUAUUUCCGGGCUUGAUGGAUGGGACAAGUUUGUUGAGUGGGGAGCCAAGAGCACCAGGCCCUCUUGCCAGCUUGUUGGCCAACCCAACAGACCCUUACUCCAUUGAAAAGGCAGCCAAGAUGCACAGGAAUGCUGCAGCUGUGUGUGAUGCAACAUGUACAUGGAGUGGACAGCUGCCAACAAGAGUACACAAAAAUCCUAUAUACUCCUGUAAGGUAUUUUUGGGUGGUGUUCCCUGGGAUGUCACAGAAGCAGCUUUAAAACAGACCUUUUUACACUUUGGUAAUAUCCAAGUGGAGUGGCCUGGUAAAGAGAACUCUGCAAACCCACCCCGUGGAUAUGUGUACAUCCUCUUUGAACAUGAAAAACAGGUGAAAUCACUACUGUCGUCUUGUAGCCAAGAUUUUAGCAUUGGUGGGAACUAUUAUUACAAGAUUUCAUCAAGACGGAUUCGUCAGAAGGAGGUACAGAUAAUUCCAUGGGUGAUCAGUGACAGCAACUACGUCCGUUGUCCAUCAUAUCAACUGGAUCCUGCAAAGACUGUGUUUGUUGGUGCACUGCAUGGAAUGUUGAGUGCAGAGGGGUUGGCUAACAUCAUGAAUGACUUGUUUGGAGGAGUUGUGUAUUCAGGAAUAGAUACAGACAAGCACAAAUACCCAAUAGGGUCUGGCAGAGUCACCUUUAACAAUGUGCAGUCGUACAGAAAGGCAGUGAGAGCAGCAUUCAUUGAGAUAAAGACACCCAAGUUUACCAAGAAGGUACAGGUGGAUCCUUAUCUGGCUGACUCUCUCUGUCAGCUGUGUCAGAUGCAGCAAGGACCAUACUUCUGUCGAGAUGAGAAUUGCUUCAAGUAUUUCUGUCGAUCAUGUUGGCAGCUCACUCAUCCAAUGGAUGCCCAUGGUGGCCACAAGCCUCUCAUGAGGAACUCCAAGCUCCGCACACAAACCACUCUUAGCCGAGUUAUUUAAACUAAUGUUUAUAUUCUGAUGAUAAUACCAUCUAAUUUUAGUUCAAAAUAUUUGGCGAUUUGUGUAUUCAUGGUCCAUGUCCACUCAUAUGUUGAGAGGUUAAUGAAAAGGGUGUAUAUUUUGUGGUGUAGAGGUGUGUGUUUUAAGAGACUGUACCAUGACUAAGGUGUGAAAUUUUUGUAUGGACUUGAGGUGGUUGACCUAUUGCCAUAUAUCAGGUUGAUUGUGGUGUUGGUUUGAUGUUUUACCGUGUGAUUGUCAUUAUGAUACUCUAUGAAGAGGGCUUUCAUAGUAGGUUGAAUAGGAUUCCAUCAGCUUUUAUUGGCUUGCAAAAUGUGGUUUUAUUACUGCCUAAAAUACUAUUAAUAACACAAGUGUUUUUAAUAUAUCAUGCUGAAAGCUGUAUGGAAGAAGCCAGUCAGCUUCAUAUUAUUUUAAGAUGGAACUUGCCAUUUUUAGUGCAGCACACCUAAGCACUUUUAUAUUUUUUUUUGUUUUUAUUUGUGUCGGUCACAAAAGCAAAGGAGAAAGUAUCCAUUAGGUUUUUAUUUGGUGUUUCAAGCCAUGGUAAGAAAUUUUCAAGUUUUGAAUUCUGCUUAUUUGAACAUAGGAUUCUUUUUGUAUGUGGGCCAGUUUUAGAGAACUAGUUUACAUUUAGUCUUAUUUUAUGGAAUUUACAAAUAUUUUGAUGGGCCCAUUGACAAUAGCAUUGAGUUUGGUCCAGGUUUUCUAUCUUAAAUUGACUUUCACCUCCCCAAGGUCUUAACGGCAAAGGAAUGAAUUCACCCCAAAGUGUGUUGUCCUCGCAUUCUUUUUUAAAACGUGGGGGCGUGGAGGAAAGUGAGUCUAAGCCCUGUAAGAGUGCUUUGUUUCCUUCCCUCCUCUUGUAGGGAAAGUGAUAAAUUGUCUUUUGUUUGUGUAUCAUGACUUGGUGAUUGUCGUAGAUUUUUAAAUCGCUCAUAAUUUGUAAUCCGCUGGAGCAGUUGGGCCUCCGUGCAGUGGGUGACCAUUUUAAUGUUUGGUUACGAAAUAAUUGCCUAGUAGGAAGGUGAGGGUGUCUUCUUGUUAGUUUACUUUUUUGCACAGUACUACUAACUUUUACUUAAUUUUCUAAUAGCUUGGGUUUUUGGAGGGAAGGAAUUCCUAACAUUGGCAGGUCUGCCAAAACAUUUAAGUGAUUGUUUUGAGUUUAAAUCCACCAUUGCCUACAUCUUGUGGUUUAUUGAAUUUUUAGAUAUUGAUAGUAGAAACAUUUACUUUAUAAGAAGUGGUCAUUUUACAUGUGGAUGAAGGUCAGUAAUAUCCGUGAGUUAAUCAUUAGAAAAAUGGACUGGUAUCUAGGUGAAUUGUUGCUUUUUAAUUUACAUGGGAAUUGUAUAACAUGUUGCUAAACAUGUAUCUUUUACUACUAUGGAAGGUUAAUUUCGUUGAUGACUUGGCUUUGUUGAAGGAUCUCUCUUUUUGGAAUUGCCACUGAUUAAGCAGUAAAAGUUUACUGUGAAAAUGCAAGGAAGUUUUCACAAUUUCACAGUAUUAAGAUCAUGUGAUAAUUUGUGGUUUCCUAGAUAUGUAUAUUUUUUUGAAGUACACGUUCUGUUAAUCAAAUUUCAUUUUGUUACUUUUGUAUAAGAAUAUAUUCAAGGAAA
Molecule: messenger RNA, 3136 nt
Organism: Penaeus indicus
Lineage: Eukaryota; Metazoa; Arthropoda; Malacostraca; Decapoda; Penaeidae
Product: cytoplasmic polyadenylation element-binding protein 1-like
Exons: 10
Coding region: 6-1490 (494 amino acids)
Biological process (GO): negative regulation of cytoplasmic translation
Cellular component (GO): nucleus; neuron projection; synapse
Molecular function (GO): translation factor activity, RNA binding; mRNA regulatory element binding translation repressor activity; ribosome binding
Source: RefSeq, a predicted model, not a curated record